GGGAGUGCGAGAGGAAAGCUGCGUCUCGGAGAAACAUUAGCCAUCGCUUGGAUGUUACUUUGCUUGCUUUUGUUGUUUUUUUCCAACUAUUAGUCCAAAAUUUAUAUUACAAUCCCUCAAUUGGUCAUAUUUAUUUUGCGCAUUUUCUUUAUUGUUUUUACGCUGUAUAUAACAUGAUUCGAAUUCUGUUUUUGCUGCCCGUUCUGUAUUAUGAAGUGAACGCCAUGGUUUUGGAUUCAAACACCAUUAGGAUAACCGGGGAGGGUGGGCUGAACCUGGCCAAGGGUACUCGUUGCCAGGUGGACAGCGACUGUCAGUCUGGAAACUUCUGUCACAAGACAAGUGAUAAAGAACCACUUUGUAAGACGUGCCACGCUCUGCGGCGCCGUUGUCAGCGUGAUGCCAUGUGCUGCCCAGGGACUCUCUGCAUCAAUGAUGUCUGUGCCCGGCCGGAGGAGGUGGUGACUGUCAGAAGCAUUACUACUGGUCAGGACGUCUCUGCAUCUAAAGGAAAGAACAGACAGCGCAUUCUCGAGAACAAGCCUAAAAAGCAAUCCAGCAGUAAAGGACAGGAAGGUGACAACUGCCUACGGACCUCAGAUUGUGCACCUGGAUUGUGCUGUGCACGCCAUUUCUGGGACAAGAUUUGCAAGCGCAUGCCCAAGGAGGGAGAGGUGUGCUCUAAACGGGGACGAAAAGAGGUCCCCCAGAGCCAUGAGCUGUUUCAGCGCUGUGAGUGUAGCCCUGGCCUCAGCUGUCGACUUCAGAGUGACAACAAAGACAAACAAAAUUCUCGACUUCGAGUGUGCCUGCGGCCCUUAGAAGGUUCCACAAAAAAGGAAGCUGGCAGCAGCUCAAAAAAACUUAAAAGGAAGCGGAGACACUGAAAGGACAUACCCUGUGCCCCUGUCUAAGGGGUCAUCAUCAGAAGACUUUAUUCACCAGUCAUUUUGAUACUGCUGCCAGGAGUCUACUAAAAGGUCCAAUCAUCCCUCAUAUUCACUUCUUGUGAAGGACGCCGCUUCUAAUGAAUGAACAAUCACUACAAUGGCAUUUUAAUCAAAAUAUCUCAAACUGUUUAAAUAUUCAUCUCUCCACUAGUUCAAAUUAAUGGCUCAUUUACACGAUUCCAAUUGGGGAAAAGCUUAACCCACAACCAAAUGGCACUUAGUAGAGUAAGACACUGUAAAUAACAUCAAUCAGUUCAUGCAAGCACUACUGCAUAUUCACAAUAACAGUUGGGCCACCCAUAAAAAAAAAAAAUAUUAUGUCCUAGAAGGAAAUCCUCUUGAACACAUGAAAGUUACACACUUAUCCAGGCCUUUACCAUAAAUUGGGCCCAAAUAAGUGUGAAGUGAAAAAUCUUCCCAUUGCAUUAACCUAUUGUUUUAGACUUUUCAUUGUUUAAGAACGUUUACUUUCUUCAAAAGAUGGAAAUGUUCUUGGUUUGUAACAAAUGUAUUCAGCGGUUUGAUUCAACUGAACUUUUAAGUGCUAAGGAAGCCAAAGUUUAGCUAUGGAGUUAUGUCAAAGGCUGAGUUGACAGUGCUGGUGGUGUGACAGAGAACAAAAAAAAAAAAUAAUAAUAAUUCAAUUGUGGAUCAUAAAACAGAAUCCAUUCAAAGAAGCUCUACCACCAGCACUGCAAGGCAAAUAGUCUUUUUAAUAUUUAUAGAUAAGCAUUUAAGACAAACUCUGGAGAGGCUGUGCCCAGAACCAAAAACCUAUACAAUAACAUUCACAACAGACUUGACGUUCACUUCCCAUUCUCUAGUUGUAUUGGCAGCUGCUACACAUAUGUACAAGUUUAGUACAAGAUUACGUAAUCUGCUCAUUAGAAAAUAAAAUUAAAGUGAGUUACUUAACAUAUUUACUUAAAAUCUUAAGUCUUUCAUACAGAGUUUCAAAAAUGUAGGAAGAACUAAAAUAUAAGAUAUUAUAUAGAUACUUAAAAAUGGCCGUACCUCUAAAAUUAAAUAUUGGCCAUUUCAUACUAGAAGUAGCUCAUCCCUAUUCACUGUCAGUGCGAAAGAAAACACAAGGCACUGUUAAGUACUGAGUGAUGCAUAAGGCGAGAUUGCAAGAAGGUGGAAUAAAGAAUAGCAGACACCAUCCGAUCCGAUAGUAGAAAAAACAGGGGAAAGUUAAGAUACUGGCAUGCCAUACUGCAGGUCCUGCAAGGUGAAGAUAAGAAGGUCAAGCCACUUUUUUUCUGGAGGCACAAGUAAAGACAAUGACAGAAAUAUUAACAUUUCCAUAGUUUUGUUUUUCCUUUGUGUUUUUAACAGAAUAAAAACUGUAUAUUGCUAUCACCACCUUUAUCUUUCAGCUUAGUCUUUCAAUGCCUCCUCUUAAAAGCUCUGAAUUUUACAACCAGAAUAAUUAAAU
Molecule: messenger RNA, 2388 nt
Organism: Polypterus senegalus (gray bichir)
Lineage: Eukaryota; Metazoa; Chordata; Cladistia; Polypteriformes; Polypteridae
Product: dickkopf-related protein 4-like
Exons: 4
Coding region: 174-887 (237 amino acids)
Biological process (GO): negative regulation of canonical Wnt signaling pathway; multicellular organism development
Cellular component (GO): extracellular region
Molecular function (GO): co-receptor binding; receptor antagonist activity
Source: RefSeq, a predicted model, not a curated record